This is a messenger RNA of Anguilla anguilla (European eel), 6620 nucleotides long. It is a transcript of the gene prkd3, whose product is annotated as protein kinase D3. The transcript has 19 exons. Gene Ontology annotation, molecular function: ATP binding; protein serine/threonine kinase activity. The record is from RefSeq and is a predicted model, not a curated record. NCBI's taxonomy places the organism in Eukaryota, Metazoa, Chordata, Actinopteri, Anguilliformes, Anguillidae. Gene Ontology annotation, biological process: protein phosphorylation. The coding region runs from base 1379 to 4066 and encodes 895 amino acids.
UCACCUUCAUCCUCAGUCUCCUCUUUGCUGACCCUUGUUGCCUAUUCUCGUGUUACUCUGUUGCACAGCUCUUUUAUCAGAUUCAGAUUCGUUUAAACGAUUGUUGGGUACGUUACAAUAUUCAGUAAUCAUAAAAGCAGACAUGAGUUUAUAUAUAGCCUAGACGGGCCAAGUUUAUAAAAUAGCCUCCAACUAUCAAAUUGGCAGGCUAAACUAUAUAAAAUAGCUGACUACUAUACCAGCACCCACCCUAAAACACCCGCUGCGCUUAAUUACUUUAAAUGUAUUAGUCGCUUUCAGCGACUGGCGAUUCUGGAUCACUUGGAUAACUUUUUCAUCCUCAUUUUCUCAUUUGUUUUACCAAUAGAGGUCGCACAUACUACAACCAUAAUUCUGACGCUUUGGAGUAAAUAACGGAAAAUUAUUAUAGCGUGGCGCAUGCGUACCGAACGGCAGAAUUUGCUGAACGACCAUUGCCGUUUGGGGCUUGUAUUUUAUACUUUCAUUCCCGAGGCUAUACCACGCUUUCUGAAAAACAUGACUGGACUUCAGUUCCCAGGAAGCCCUUCUCUCCCAUUAACACUGAAGGAAGGGGGAGCUGCCACAACUGGAGAGAGAUAAUAAGAUGCGCAUGAACUAGUUGACUAGGUACGAAUAAAAGAAAGUUUCAAAAGACGGAAAAAGUUGUAAAUAUGACCCGGUCCUCAGAAUUCCCUUAUACACUAGCAAGUAUAAAGCAGCUGCACCAUUCCUUCACCAUCAAAACAAUAUGAACGAUCUCUGCAGUUGUCCUUUCUGGUGAUUGCUGGAAUUAGAAGUUUCUGCAGCUCUCUUCGCCAGGGAAACAAACCCGUCUUGUGGAGAAAGCAAAGAUUUCUGAUGGUUGGGACAGAACGUACGUCCACGGGCUACAUCAGUCAACAGUGUGAAGAAUGCCUAUCCUCUGACCAAAUCGGGAAUCACAGACGAGGACACUAUUUUUUUCCUUGGAAAGUGUUGGAAAGUUGUCAAGGGAUUUUUUUACUGUUUGUUUGUACACGUGUCAUUGAAUUUUCAACGGAUGACUGGAAAUAACUGCGAGCGAGGAUGAUGUCGGAAUCAAAAGGCGUUUUCGCAACGUUUAACCCCCACAUUUGUAUCUAAAAUGUAUGCAAAGAAACAGUGUAACAUACUCUCUGUCAGUUGUAGACUCUUUUGUUGCCACCCUUGUCAUUCAAUGCACCGUGUUUCCAUAUUCAAGUGAACAGCGCUGCCAAUGCACUUUUGGGGGCUAAAUAGCUAGGCUAUUGCAUCCUUUAAAUUUUGAUAUAGCGAGUCCAACACCACAUAAGAAAUACUUUUUCACAUUGUCAUCAUCUCAAUAUAAGGAAGAAACCCAAUGUCUUCCGGCAGCCCUUCUCCUUCGUCCUUACCAAAAGCGUACUCCAACUCUCAACAUCCAGCUGCUCCACCGACUCCCUCGCCGUCCCCUAGCCCGCCGGCUACACUCUACAGCCGCCUAUCCAACGGUAGCCUGAGCGCUCCGAGCCCCACGCUCUCCCGCUGCUCUUUUCACGGAGUCUCUUUUCUACUUCAGAUUGGACUCACCAGGGAGACUGUUAACCUCGAAGCGCAUGAUUUGUCGCUUUCCGCCGUGAAAGAUCUUGUCUGUUCUAUAGUGGACCAAAAGUUCCCAGAGUGCGGGUUCUUUGGCAUGUACGACAAGAUCCUGCUCUUCCGCCAUGACCUGAGCUCGGAGAACAUCCUGCAGCUGCUGACGUCGGCCGAGGACAUCCACGAGGGAGACCUCAUCGAGGUGGUCCUCUCGGCUCUUGCCACCGUCGAGGAUUUCCAAAUCCGGCCCCAUGCCCUUUACGUGCACUCCUACAAGGCCCCCACCUUCUGCGACUACUGCGGCGAGAUGCUGUGGGGGCUGGUUCGACAGGGCCUCAAAUGUGAAGGUUGCGGGCUGAACUACCACAAGCGAUGCGCCUUCAAGAUCCCCAACAACUGCAGCGGGGUGCGGAAGAGGCGCCUGUCCAACGUGUCGCUGCCGGGGCUGUCCGCCCCACGCCCGGCCCCCGUCGAGCAAGCCCCGGCCCCGGAAGAGCAACGCUCUCACCAGGAUGCCGGGAAGCGGGUCCCGUCCUGGAGCGGCCGGCCCAUCUGGAUGGAGAAGAUGGUGCUGGGGCGGGUCAAGGUGCCCCACACCUUCGCCGUGCACACCUACACCCGUCCCACCAUCUGCCAGUACUGCAAGCGCCUGCUGAAGGGCCUGUUCAGGCAGGGCAUGCAGUGUAAAGAUUGUAAAUUUAAUUGCCACAAACGAUGUGCGUCAAAGGUACCAAGAGACUGCCUUGGUGAGGUGGUCUUCAAUGGAGAGCCAGCGAGCCCGGGUCCGGACUCGGACACCACCAUGGAGGUGGACAAUAGCGACGGAACUAGCGAGGGCGAGGGCGGGCGGGGCCUGGACGACUCCGAGGUCCCGUCCCCCGCCGAGGGCAAGAUCUUCUUCAUGGACCCGCCCGAUCUGGAGCCGCCCUACCUGGACGGGGAGAAGGAUGAGGAGGCCGGAAAAACCAUCAGUCCCUCCACCAGCACUAACAUCCCCCUGAUGCGAGUAGUACAGUCCAUCAAGCAGACUAAGAGGAGGAGCUCUACCAUGGUGCGGGAGGGAUGGAUGGUGCACUACACCAGUAGGGACAACCUGAGAAAGAGACAUUACUGGAGGCUGGACAGCAAAAGCUUGACCCUAUUUCAGAACGACACUGCAGCCAAGUACUACAAGGAGAUCCCGCUCUCGGAGAUCCUCCAGGUGGAGCUGGCCCGGGAUUUCGCCAGCCUGCCCCAGGGCAGCAACCCGCACUGCUUCGAGAUCAUCACCGACACCAUGGUCUACUACGUGGGCGAGAACCAUGCGGCCAGCUGCGCCAACCCGGCGCUGGCCGCGUCCGGAGUGGGCCUGGAGGUGGCCCAGGGCUGGGAGAAAGCCAUCCGGCAGGCGCUGAUGCCCGUCACCCCCCAGCCCAGCGUCUGCACGGCUGCCGGGCAGGCCAAAGACCACAAAGAGUUGUCUAUCAGCAUAUCUGUGUCUAACUGCCAGAUACAGGAGAAUGUGGACGUCAGCUCCAUCUACCAGAUAUUUGCAGAUGAAGUCUUGGGAUCGGGGCAGUUUGGGAUUGUGUAUGGCGGGAAGCACAGGAAAACAGGGAGGGAUGUUGCCAUCAAAGUGAUCGACAAAAUGAGGUUCCCCACAAAGCAAGAGAGCCAGCUGAGGAAUGAGGUGGCCAUCCUUCAGAACCUGCACCACCCUGGUAUAGUCAACUUGGAGUGCAUGUUUGAGACCCCCGAGAGGGUGUUUGUCGUCAUGGAGAAGCUCCACGGAGACAUGCUGGAAAUGAUCCUGUCCAGUGAGAAGAGCAAACUCCCUGAGCGCAUCACCAAGUUCCUGGUUACUCAGAUCCUGGUGGCGUUGAGACACUUGCAUUUCAAGAACAUUGUCCACUGCGACCUGAAGCCAGAGAACGUCUUGCUGGCCUCCGCUGAACCUUUUCCUCAGGUGAAGCUGUGUGACUUUGGCUUCGCCCGCAUCAUCGGCGAGAAGUCGUUCCGCCGCUCGGUGGUGGGCACCCCGGCCUACCUGGCCCCCGAGGUCCUGCGGAGCAAGGGCUACAACCGCUCGCUGGACAUGUGGUCCGUGGGCGUCAUCGUCUACGUCAGCCUGAGCGGCACUUUCCCCUUCAACGAGGACGAGGACAUCAACGACCAGAUCCAGAACGCGGCUUUCAUGUACCCCCCCACGCCCUGGAAGGAGAUUUCCGGGGAGGCUACGGAUCUGAUAAACAACCUUCUUCAAGUGAAGAUGAGGAAACGGUACAGUGUAGACAAGUCCCUGAGCCACCCAUGGCUACAGGACUACCAAACGUGGCUGGACCUCAGGGAGUUUGAGACGCGGCGAGGGGAGCGCUACAUCACCCACGAGAGCGACGACGCCCGCUGGGAGGAGCACGCCCGGAGGCACAACCUGCUUUACCCCAAGCACUUCAUCAUGGCGCCCAACCUGGACGACAUGGACGAGGGGCCCUAAGGGGGGGGGCGGGGAAGCACCUGCACCCCGUGCGCGAUGCACACGGUGGGGCCACGGAAACCCUCUCCGCCCGCAAGAGACCUUCGGGAAAGCGCUCCCUCCUCCUCUGAGAACUGGCCACCGCAGAGAACCGCUGGACGCUGGACGCUGGACGCCGCCGGAGCUCGGCCUCCGGGUGAAGGGGCGCGUUCGUUGCGAGCCGGUCGGCGGUCGCGCUAUGCUACGUGGAACAGAGAGGUGGCGCUGUGCGUGCGACGGCGCUAGAGUGCGGGGGACAGGAGACCAAUGCACUUCGCAGACUUUGUGCUCUCCUUUUUUCCCCUUUUCUUUAAAUAGACUGAAGCUCAUUCUAGAGAUUGAACGAAGGCCCCUCUCUCCACUUAACAUACUGCUUUUUUUUUUGACAAGCCAUAAAAAUGCAUCUGUUGAACGUAUUUGGUUUGAAAUAUAAUUUCCCCUAUAUUUUUCUGCCUCAGAAUGGUAAUAGUCGUGGCACAAUUCCGCUCCACCCAGAAAGGGUAAAAGCUUGGACCAAAUGAAGGAGUAAAAAGCACAGUUGCCCUUGGUUUAGAUGGCCUAUUUUUCUAAAUGUGAGAUUUUGGAAAGUGUGUUUUUGCUAUCUCUGCAUAACUAGGUUAAAUGGGUUUUGCUAUCCCAAGAGAUUUUCAGCUGUUUUGUUUGUUUGAACUGGAACGCAUAAUGUAGGCUAAUGUGCUCAAUACAUAUGUGUAUUGAACAAAGGGUAGAAUGUUUUUGCCCUAUAGGUCAGCUACCCUUGUCUGACUGGUCCUAAAAAGUCAAGCAAAGGUUUGAAAAACAACAGCUGCUGCUAAUGUCCUUUAGCAAAAGCAACUAAUAUUUUUAUAGGGGGCUCCACAAAAAAAGAAUGUUCUAGAAAUUUUGUAAAACUACCUGAUGGAGUUGCUCAUUCAAUAACUUCAAAAAAGCUGCUGAAUACUUACAAUUCCCCAUCACCUGGGCAAAAAACUGAGUCACCAAAGUGAGUAAAAAAACCCCCAGAGUUUUGGUAUGGCUUCCCUAAAAUAAUUCAAACAUUUCCUUGGCCUUAUCCCUUAUUGUCAGCAUGGUUUCAUUUGUCAAUCUAGUUUCAUGACAAUCAGGAUGUGAUGUAAGUUUUUCACAACAGUUCCCUCUCAUCUACAUUUCUGAUGACCAACAUUCCAAGUGCAAUGUCAACAACUGAAAUGACCAUUGUAAUGUUUUACUUUUCCUUAUCCAACCAUGUCACUUUUUUAUUUUAUUUUAUUUUUUUUUGCUUUGCAGUAUGGACACUUAUACUUUCCAAGAUGGAUGUAUAACUUAAAAUUAAUAUUGCAUAUAUGAGAGACUGUACUAGAACAAUAGAGGUGAAGAAACCAGCUCAACGACUGGUGAUAUCUGAUACUAGCAUGAUCUUUAUGUGUUAUGCAUUGCAUGUUUUUGUUUUUUUUUGAGAGGUGGAGAGACCCUUUUUUGUUUUGUCUAUGCCUCAUCAUGCAGCACAUCCUAGUCAGUGCAGUUAAGUACUGGAACCAAACUGUGUGAAGCUGGUAGGACUGUCCCCACUCCUGGACAGCACGGUCUGAAUAUAUACGUUUGCGUCUGCUCGAGAGAUUCCAGCAACGGAACACUUUUUUUUCCAUUUUUCUAAGUGCAAUUCAGCGGAGUGGACCCACGAAGCAACAUUCCUGCUUAACAUUCCUAAAAACGCGACGCUUUCGCGCUGCGUCCGUUUUGUGGCCUUGAAGAUGGAGGAAACGCGCUGCAGCUAACAUGGUAGAAAUGUCCUCAGACAAGAACAUUCAUUUUUUUUUUGUUAGUGUUCAAUUCCUCAAUCCACCACCUUCAGUAAGAGAAUGUCCUUCAUCCCGUGGAAACUAGUUACGGCUGAAACAGCGCCUAGCCUUCCGACCUGCCAGUCAUCUUUUGAAGUUGAAUUUAUGCUUAUCCAGGGUAGUAAAUGUGGUCAGGGCAAAUCACUCUGUCCUGGGCAUGGCACUAUAUGGGAGGCAGCAGAGUGACACUGUGCCAGGUUUGUGGUCCAGUGGCUUCUAAGCGUAUGGUUGAGCCAUUUCUCCACUACCCGCAAUCUUCGGUUUACACACUUAUCUUAAAACACUCUGAAUCUCUAAAUACGGUUUCCCAAACAAAUGUUGUACGCUCCUAUUGAAUACUCACGGCUAGUGAUGGAGGCCCAAAACCACAGAGGAUGGUAAAAUCACUGCGGAGAAUUUGGUGGCUCUCCCUGAAUGGUGACCGUUUUCCAGAGGGACCAAUCGGCUUGUGACUGAAGCCCCGCCCCCUGACACGUUCAGGUCAGACCACCGCUGAACUGAAUCGGGAGUGCUUUUCCCUGGACUGAGCCGGGAGGCCCUCCAGGUAAAGCAGGGAGAGGGUUCGGGGCGUAGGUCUCACCACCACGGAACGCAGGAUCCAGCGAGGGCCAGAGAUGCAAUCCGGAGAACCCCGUCACCCGCCUGGGUUGCCGAUGGAUUGGCAGGUGUCAGUAUUUUUGUACACUUUAGUAUUUAGACUUAAUAAAAUUGCUACAACA